UGUCAUUUCUUUGUUUCCGAAGGCGGAGGAAGCUCUGAGCGCCCCCCUCCCUCCUCCCUGUCCCACCCCCUCCCCCCCGGGUGCUGGCUCCAUGUCUGUGUGACCGGCCCCAGGGGUAGAGUCCAGGCCCGACGCGGGGCGGGCCGGUGGCGGCGGCGGCUGCGGCUGAGGUGAGAGACGGCUGCGGCGGCGGCGGCGCGGGCACCCGGCCCCCCAGCGGGAGGAUGAAGCGGCGGAACGCCGACUGCAGUAAGCUCCGCCGCCCCCUAAAGCGAAACCGGAUCACCGAGGGAAUCUACGGCAGUACAUUUUUAUACCUGAAGUUCCUGGUGGUGUGGGCACUUGUCCUCCUGGCAGAUUUUGUCCUUGAAUUCAGAUUUGAGUACCUAUGGCCAUUUUGGCUUUUCAUCAGAAGCGUCUAUGAUUCCUUCAGAUACCAGGGACUGGCCUUCUCAGUAUUUUUUGUUUGUGUAGCAUUCACGUCAAAUAUAAUAUGUCUGCUAUUUAUCCCCAUUCAAUGGCUUUUUUUUGCUGCUAGUACAUAUGUGUGGGUUCAAUACGUAUGGCACACAGAAAGGGGAGUGUGUUUGCCCACAGUAUCCCUCUGGAUACUCUUUGUUUAUAUUGAAGCAGCAAUUAGAUUUAAAGAUCUCAAAAAUUUUCAUGUAGACCUUUGUCGCCCAUUUGCUGCUCACUGUAUUGGAUACCCUGUGGUGACUUUGGGCUUUGGCUUCAAAAGUUACGUAAGCUACAAAAUGCGGUUGAGGAAGCAAAAAGAAGUGCAAAAAGAGAACGAAUUUUACAUGCAGCUUCUUCAACAAGCCCUCCCUCCGGAGCAACAGAUGCUACAGAAGCAAGAAAAAGAGGCUGAGGAAGCAGCCAAAGGAUUACCUGAUAUGGAUUCCUCAAUCCUCAUACACCACAAUGGAGGUAUCCCAGCCAACAAAAAACUCUCUACAACUUUGCCAGAGAUAGAAUACCGAGAAAAAGGGAAAGAAAAAGACAAAGAUGCCAAAAAACACAACCUUGGAAUAAAUAACAACAAUAUUCUACAACCUGUAGACUCUAAAAUACAAGAAAUUGAGUAUAUGGAAAACCAUAUCAAUAGUAAAAGAUUAAAUAAUGAUCUUGUGGGAAGUACAGAAAAUCUCUUGAAAGAGGACUCAUGCACUGCUUCCUCAAAAAACUACAAAAACGCCAGUGGAGUUGUGAACUCCUCACCUCGAAGUCACAGCGCCACGAACGGGAGCAUCCCUUCCUCAUCUAGUAAAAAUGAGAAGAAGCAGAAAUGCGCCAGCAAGAGCCCGAGCGCUCACAAGGACCUAAUGGAGAACUGCAUCCCUAAUAACCAGCUGAGCAAGCCGGACGCGCUGGUGAGGCUGGAACAAGACAUUAAAAAGUUAAAGGCUGACCUGCAGGCCAGCAGGCAAGUGGAACAGGAGCUCCGCAGUCAGAUCAGUUCUCUCUCAAGCACCGAGCGAGGGAUCCGCUCAGAAAUGGGCCAGCUCCGGCAGGAGAAUGAGCUGCUGCAGAACAAAUUACAUAAUGCUGUGCAAAUGAAGCAGAAAGAUAAGCAGAAUAUCAGCCAGUUGGAGAAAAAGCUAAAAGCUGAGCAGGAAGCCCGAAGUUUUGUAGAAAAGCAGUUAAUGGAGGAGAAAAAAAGGAAGAAGUUAGAAGAAGCUACUGCUGCCCGGGCGGUCGCAUUUGCUGCUGCAUCGAGGGGAGAGUGCACCGAAACCUUACGGAAUCGGAUCAGAGAAUUAGAAGCAGAGGGCAAGAAGCUCACAAUGGACAUGAAGGUUAAAGAAGACCAGAUCAGAGAAUUAGAGCUGAAAGUUCAGGAGCUUCGGAAGUAUAAGGAAAAUGAGAAGGACACUGAGGUGCUAAUGUCAGCCCUCUCGGCCAUGCAAGAUAAAACGCAGCACCUGGAGAACAGCCUGAGUGCAGAGACGAGAGUCAAGCUCGACCUGUUUUCCGCACUGGGGGAUGCAAAGCGACAGCUUGAGAUCGCCCAAGGACAAAUUCUUCAGAAAGACCAGGAAAUCAAGGACCUAAAACAGAAGAUAGCUGAAGUCAUGGCCGUCAUGCCCAGCAUAACGUACAGUGCUGCCACCAGCCCCCUGAGCCCCGUUUCCCCCCACUACUCUUCCAAAUUUGUGGAGACCAGCCCCUCUGGACUCGAUCCCAAUGCCUCUGUUUACCAGCCCCUGAAGAAAUGAAGGCCAGCAGUGUGUUUCGUUCAGCCAUCUGGUUAUCAGAAGGCGUCACAAAGGAGCGUCUCUGGCAGUCAAGAUUAAAAAAAAAAAAAGUUGAUAUUUUGUGGGACUGUAUAUGUUGUCGUUUUUAAAAAGGGGGGGAAAGAUAACAUCCAAGUCUGAUUAGAACUGCCCAUCAGUUUUUCUUGUAAAUUUUUAGAAGACCUCACAGAACUUUGCAGUUUAUUUUUCUCGGCCAAUACAUUAAAACCAUUCUUGGAUUUCAAGUAGCCAAUUUUGCCUUUUAUGUAUUCUUACAGUUUCCUCUUGAAGAAAAAAAAAAAAAAACGCAGAGUUUUUGCUUCUCAGCCCUUUAUUUUUGUUUUGUUCUUAAAUCAGCAAGCAAAACCUGCACAUUGGGUUCACAUGGGAUGAUAAUGAAAAAUUUUAGUUUUUAGUGUGAAAAGGUUCAAUAACCUAACACAGCUUUGAUCCCAUAGCUGCAUUGAAGAUAUUACAGAAAAUAAAAAUUGAUGACCCCUCCAAGGACCAAACAAAUUCAAGGAGUAUCAUUUCAGCCGAGGGGAGAGACUCAGGUGAUGAGACCAGCUGUGAGGGUGUCACAGGGUUUGUGUCUCAAAUGUGUAUGUUCCCAUCGGCGUGUUCAGUCCUGGAACAUAGCUAGCAGCAGUCUUGUUCACAGUGCCUUGGGAAAAGACAUUCAAGAGGAAACUCGAUCUUAAACGAUUUCCCCCUUUACCAUCGUCUAUCUUCUCUCUCUAACAAGCUCACUACGGAUCCUGCUGUGAAACUGGUGGGUAGCUGGGCUGGUUGUUGCCUCCACAGCCACGCCUUCUGGCUCCUCUCAUAGAAAGCACCACAGUGUUCUGAACUGGGCUCGAGGCGGCACCCUGGGAGGGGGAGCUGGGUGGUGGUUGCGUCCGAGAGACUGCAAUGCUGGCCAACAGAAGCUGCAGUUCUA
Molecule: messenger RNA, 3177 nt
Organism: Cervus elaphus (red deer)
Lineage: Eukaryota; Metazoa; Chordata; Mammalia; Artiodactyla; Cervidae
Gene: MACO1
Product: macoilin 1
Exons: 11
Coding region: 225-2219 (664 amino acids)
Biological process (GO): neuronal signal transduction
Cellular component (GO): rough endoplasmic reticulum membrane
Source: RefSeq, a predicted model, not a curated record